Haplochromis burtoni (Burton's mouthbrooder) is the source of this 2338-nucleotide messenger RNA. RefSeq names its product ras-related protein Rab-3D. Gene Ontology annotation, cellular component: endosome; plasma membrane; synaptic vesicle. Gene Ontology annotation, molecular function: GTP binding; GTPase activity. The record is from RefSeq and is a predicted model, not a curated record. Gene Ontology annotation, biological process: regulation of exocytosis; protein localization to plasma membrane; protein secretion. Lineage: Eukaryota; Metazoa; Chordata; Actinopteri; Cichliformes; Cichlidae.
GACUACAUGUUCAAGCUGCUGAUCAUCGGCAACAGCAGCGUGGGAAAGACCUCAUUCCUCUUCCGAUAUGCAGAUGACUCAUUCACUUCAGCGUUUGUCAGCACGGUGGGCAUCGACUUCAAAGUCAAGACCAUCUACAGGAACAACAAGCGGGUCAAGCUACAGAUCUGGGACACAGCUGGGCAGGAGCGCUACCGGACUAUCACCACAGCUUACUACAGAGGAGCCAUGGGAUUUCUGCUCAUGUACGAUAUCACGAGCCAGGAGUCGUUCUGUGCUGUUCAGGACUGGGCAACACAAAUCAAGACUUACUCGUGGGACAACGCUCAGGUGGUGCUGGUGGCCAAUAAGCUGGAUUUGGAAGAUGACAGGCAGGUGCCGACUGAAGAUGGCAAAAGACUGGCCAAAGAGCUCGACUUCCAUUUCUUCGAGGCCAGUGCCAAAGAUAACAUCAACGUGAAGCAGGUCUUUGAUAAGCUGGUGGACGUCAUCUGCGAGAAGAUGAACGAGAGCGUCAACGGUGAUGCCAAUCCGGCAACCAAUCACAAGGGAGAUGGCCUGAAGGACACACCCAACAGCAGUUGGGGUGGCUGUGCAUGCUGAUUACUGAUUGUAAAACCUGAUAAAACAGGUUUAAUAAUUAAAUAUAGGUGCCCACACUUACAUAGAUGACCAGAAUUGCCUCUAAAUCUUUCAUUGUGAUUGUACUUUACCAAAUGUUACUGCAGCGCAAUCAUGGAUGCCUGGCGUUCAGUUUCUUUUUUUCUUUUUUUUUAUAUUUCUUUUUGUUCCUGGUUUUCUUGACUCGGUGGUGAUUCAAGGAUCGUCUUUGUAAUCCCAAUGUAACUGUUACACUAAGAUGCCAAAGAGCUCCACUGAGCAGCCUUUUCUCUUUAUCGUUUCCUGUUCACACAGUGCAGUGAACAGCACCUGUUGCAGGUCAGGAUGUGAAAGAAAGCCAUGUGCCAGACUGAAAUUGCAUGGGUAAUCACCCCGAUUGACUUGUGUCAUGCUACCCCCUAGUGGGCGUCGCGCAAAACUGCAUCACUGUGACUUCUGUUGAAAUUGCCUGUUGUAAACCAAAUGAGCAAGAAGGUACAGUACAAAGUCUAACAUAUUUGAAAGCUGAGAUCACACACGCCUGAUAGCCCUGCGUGAGUUCCAGUUAAUAAACCACACUUUUUGUUGGAUGUUUUAUAGGAAUAUAAUCAUCUGUUGUGUUUAAGUAAUGUAUUUGUUUUUUUAUUUUUAUACAUUUAAUUAUUAAUGUUAGUCCAAAGUUAAAAUAAAGUUGAAAUUAAAAGAAAGGAAUAUGUAUGUUAUGUCUGUUGGCCUCAUUUGUAUGAAAACAUUUCAUGUAUAGUUUUGUAAUUUGUUUUUAAAUGGAUGAGUCAUUGCUUGGAAAGACAGUUUUCUCCAGUGAAUUAUCAGAAAGGAGAUAAAACACUGUGAGUGGCCGGCACACUUUUGUGUUACUGUGUUAUAGACAUUUAAUUGGUGUAGUUUUGCUUAGGUGGUAUUAGAACAAAUUGCCCAUAGGUGUGAAUGUGAGCGCGAAUGGAUGGAUGGUAUUAGAACAAACACCUCUACCUGACAGAACACCUUUGGGCUGAAUCAUAGCACAGACUCCGGGCCGGACCUUCUCAGGGUUCACUUCUGGAAGAAUGGUCAAAAAUUCCCAUAGAUACACUAACUAACCCUUACGGAAUUAUAUUAAGCCCUAUGGAUUAAGAAUUGGAUGUCACUCAAGUUCAUAUGCAGAUGAUCAAAUACUUUUGGCAAUAUAGCGUAUGCGCUUCAAAGGUAGCUUUUAAUGCAUGAAGGGUAAAUUUUGCGCACUGAUAUUUUAAAGCUAUUAUACAAAAGAAAUGUCAUUUUGAGGGAGCCGGGAAGGAACCAGUGCUGAAUCAGAUUAAGUACUUAAUAAAACAUUCCCAAAAGUUUCCAUGCAGUGUUGAAAUCAUUCACUAAUCAAUAGCACGACAAAUCAAUAAAGUCAUAAAUAUUAUCGUAAAAAUGUUCCACGAGUAAACCAGUUAUCGUUUAUCAUGACAGUUUUAAUUGUUCAAUGACAUCACACUGGACUUCCUACUGUGUUUUAAUAGUGAACCUUUUACUUUGACCAUGACCUGCAUUGAUUUGAUCACCAUGGUUUCUUUGAUUGGACUGAUCACCAAGAAAGAUCUUAUUGUGUAAAGCACAAUUGUGAUUGUGUGAGUCGUGUUUGUUAUGAAAAACCUGAAUUAUUAAUUGAAUUUUAAAUUAGUAUUUUUUUCAGCCCUUGAUGAGUUGCAAGAAAACAAUGAAACCAGGAAGUUUUGGAAAACAUGCUUCCCAG